UGUUUCUUUAUUUUUUUUUCCUUUUCGGUUUCAGAGAGUAAAGCAGAGUAGGCAUCAGGACUCAGGAGAGCUCUCUGCCCUAAAAAAUGCAUGGCGAUAAGGACGUCUAGGGUUGCCAUCUUCUCUCUCUCUCUCUCUCUCACAGUAUAGUGUGGACUGUGGACUGUGCCACUGCGGUGUAAUUACUCCUUAGGGCACCAAGCUUGUCCUUCCCUACCUCUUCCUCCCCAUCCAAUGGUUUCUCUGUAAAUUUUUCUCAGUCAGAAAUUUACGGCCCUGACUGGUAAAAAGUGAUCGGCCUUUAAUUCAAACCCAAAAGUCGAAAAAGAAAAAAACAAAAGAAAUUCAAAAUUCAACUUCUCUGUUCUCUGUUCCUUCUCCUUCAGGUUCUGCUCUGCAUUUUGCUGCAAGAGCUUUGUCAUCAUUUUCCUUUCGCCUGUGAAGUGCUACUUAGGACUCUGAUUAGAUGACUUGAGUGUUCGAGCAAUAAUUUUGAGCUUUUCUUGUAGCGGGGUUUUGCGGUGUGGGAGGCCUCUGAACCUCGUUUGGUUGUUAUUGUUGUUUUUUUUUUCUUCUUCUUCUUCUCAACUCUUUCAUUUCUUGGGAAAUGGUUGGUGUUUAGCCGUUUAGGGUUUCUACUUUCUAUGGGUUGGUGAGAGUUGAAAUGUUGGAAUUUCAACUUUAGCUUUUCUGCGAGAGGCCUCCGCUUUUCCUCUCUCACAGUGUGUUUGUCUUCCCAAAGAUGCUUUUAGUCUAGGGUUUCGUAAGCUGUUUAGAGUUCAAAUUUGCUUUGAUUGAAUUUGAGCCGUGAUUGUUGGAAAUUGGACUCCUUUUUUUCGCUCGUUUACUCUGGAGUUCUAAACAUUUAGGUCUUGGUAGUUUUGUUUGCCAGCGCUUGUGCUUUGUUUUCAUCUUUCCUCUCCUCUAGAUUCUGUUGCUUUUUUGUUUUCUCUCUGAUGCUUCGUCUUUCUUGCUUUUCUUUGUAGGACGUCUGAAUCUAGGCUAGGGUUCUUCCUUGCUCCUUUACAUCUACCAACGUUCUUUCCGAACUUCUCUUCUAUUUAUAUUUGUUUUAAUUGAUUUUUUAUAUCUUCUCUUUUUGUCCGAAAAAAAGAAAAAAAGGUUAGCGUCUAUGACUCCAUACCUGAAACUUUGAUUCUGACAAAAGCCUUCUUAAAUCUAAUCUGAGGAUGUAUCAAGUUGUUUCCUCCUUUGGGCAGAAUUGUUAACAGACUCUAAAUUUUGGUGUUUUUGAUUUUUUCUCAACUGCAUUUUCGUCUUUGUGAAUGCAGUUUGUGAGCUCCAAGGAAGUAUCUCACACAAGAUUUUAACAUAUUUAAAUAUAUGGUUCUACUUUGGCUGAGCAUCAGGGCAUGAUCAAGUCAUUUUUGCUUGAGACACGCAUUGAAUUUCGUUUAUUCCCUCCUGCUCUAAUUGUUUAACGUAGGUUUACUUUCGUGUCUGCUCGGACUUUCUUCUAUUAAUCCUGCUGAUUUUAGGUUUUCAUUUAGAGAAAUCGUACAGACUAUACCAAGCAAAUAUCCUGUAGGAAUUCCCCUUGGACAUUUCUAUUAUCUUUCAGUUGUGUACAAUCGAUUGGGUUUCCUGAAGAGCGACAGAGCCAUAGUUGGAAGAAGUAAUAUAUGGGCAAAUGAAGCUUAAAAUUUCUAUCGUUGACGUUUAGCGGAAGUGUUGUUUUGCGAUUAUUUUUUUAAUUAAAUGCAUGGAUGGGAGAGAAGCCAUGGCGUUGUCUGGCUCUGCAUCUUAUUACAUGCAGCAGCGAGGGGUUGCUGGAUCAGGGCCGGGAGCACAGACUGGGUUACAUGGACCACCGGGCAUUCGCCCGCUAACUGGUCCUACUAUGCCAAUGCAAUCAAAUAUUGGUGGCGGUUCAGUUGGAUCAACAUUCCAAGUAGAGUCUUCGUCUACGAUUUCGCCUCAUGGUGUUAACGUGAGUGUGCCGUCGGGAAUGCCCCCAAGCGGAGAGCCUGUAAGAAGGAAAAGGGGAAGGCCUCGAAAAUAUGGACCUGAUGGAACUGUCGCUCUCGCUUUAUCUCCCUUGUCCUCUACCCCUUCCCCAGCAUCGCAUCCGCUGACCCAGAAGCGGGGUAGAGGGCGGCCACCGGGAACUGGAAGGAAGCAACAAUUAGCUUCUCUUGGUGAGUGGAUCUCUGGUUCUGCUGGAAUGGGUUUUACUCCACAUAUCAUUACCAUUGCAAUAGGGGAGGACAUCGCGACAAAAAUAAUGUCAUUUUCACAACAGGGUCCAAGGGCUGUUUGCAUCCUCUCAGCCAAUGGUGCUGUUUCCACUGUUACUCUUCGGCAGCCUUCUUCUUCUGGUGGAACUGUCACAUACGAGGGUCGGUUCGAGAUAUUAUGUUUGUCAGGAUCUUACAUGCUCACUGAUAAUGGUGGCUCACGCAGCCGGACGGGUGGUCUUAGUAUCUCCCUUUCAAGUCCUGAUGGUCGUGUUAUCGGUGGAGGAGUUGGUGGAAUGCUUAUUGCAGCAAGCCCGGUUCAGGUGAUAGUGGGGAGUUUUGUGUAUGGUGGUUCAAAGACAAAGAACAAAGCCGGGGCUGGUACAGAAGCUGGGACAGAUGCUGAUGCUCCAACAGGCGAUAAAUCAACGACUCCAACAAGCGUCCCUCCCAACCAGAACAUCCCUCCUACUUCUCAGAUGGGCGGGUGGCCCGGUUCACGGCCUGUGGAUAUGAGGAACGCUCACAUUGAUAUUGACUUGACGCGGGGAUGAUGAUGAUCAUUUGCAUUUCUAUAUACUACAUUGGCGAAUGUGUACAUGUGGACGUGGUGGUGUUGCAAGAACCAAGAAACAUGAGUUGUUGGUCACGUAAACUCUGCAUAUUUUUCCGGCUGUUAGACAUUGGUUUUGUACUAACUUAUUCUUGCAGCAAUGUUGGGCUCUUGGAAGCAGAUGGUAGAUUUCUGAAAUCUAGCCAGGCGCUUUGUGACCUAAACCCACAGUGAAUGAUGUAGAAAGUAUUUAAUCUUGUACUAGUUCUCACUUCUCAGGAGGUUAAAAUGCAGGACACUUGUUUUGGCGUUUUUCUGA
Molecule: messenger RNA, 3070 nt
Organism: Nelumbo nucifera (sacred lotus)
Lineage: Eukaryota; Viridiplantae; Streptophyta; Magnoliopsida; Proteales; Nelumbonaceae
Product: AT-hook motif nuclear-localized protein 11-like
Molecular function (GO): minor groove of adenine-thymine-rich DNA binding
Source: RefSeq, a predicted model, not a curated record